AUGCCUCUCCUGCGCAAGCUGAUCAUCGUCGCCGCAGUCGACGGCCUAGUCCUCCACGCAGCAAACGGUCGAUCCACCAGCGGAAGCAACAAUGAAGCCUCGUCAAUCCGCAUCGACUACAAAACAAAUAAGAUAACCGCCCUACCAACCCCAACCUCAGAAUCCCUCGAAGGACAAGACGCCUUGGAAGCCCACGGCUUAAUAGGCCUAUUAUCCGUCGCCUCAUACUCCUUCCUAGUAUCAAUAACCCAGCGAGAACAAGUCGCCCAAAUCCAAAACCGACCCGUCUACGCCGUGACAAAUGUAGCCAUUAUCCCCAUCUCCUCCCAAGCAGACGCCACUCGCGCAAUCGCCCAAGCUGGAAAAGAUACAGUACAGGAGAUCCUUUCGCUUGAUUCUUCGGAUGAUGACGAAGACGAUCUACCCGAUAAUGAAACUGACCGUGCGGAAGCCGAGAUCGGUAGCUUGCCUGCGUCCCCGACUCGUGAGACACAUCAUGCCCGCGGUGCUAGUGUUGGGAGUAUUGCGGAAGACGUCAUCGGCAAGAGAGUGAGGUUUGGUCGCUUUGCGGCUAAUUGGUUGUCACGCAAGAAUCUUGGUUUGCCGAGACCUGGGGCUAUGGAACAGGAUAUUCCUGCUUCUAGUCCUGAUUCGGCUGCUGCUCAAGCUCAGACUCAGGCUUCGGCUCAAGUGGCCAAAUCACCUUUUGAUGAUGAUGUGUCUAGCCCCUCCGGUGAGGCCCGCGGUGCAAAGGGCGAGCUUCUUUCUUUGCAGGCAGAUAAGCCUGAUGCAGCUGGUGAUUUGGACUCUGAUCGACUGAAAUCCGAUCAGGCUACUGAUCUCUUGCCGAAGCUGCUGAGAUAUACACGGCUUCUGUUUGCUUCGCGCAACUUCUUCUUUUCUUAUGAUUAUGAUCUUACACGGUCUGUUUAUACACAGGAAGCGCGGAAGGAUUUACUUCCGCUGCAUAAAGUUGUUGAUCCGUUGUAUUUCUGGAAUAGACAUUUAAUGAGUGCUUUCAUUGAGAAUGGAGCUCAUGGGUUUGUUUUACCGCUUAUCCAGGGCUUUGUUGGUCAGCGUGAAUUUACCAUUGCUGGCACUGAGAAGUCAUCGGAGGAACUUGCGGGAGGUAAAAUUCUCGGCGAGAAGCACGAGGCAGAGGCUGUUAAAAUCGAUGCCAACAAGCGUGAUUAUCUUCUGACACUCAUUUCUCGCCGCUCUGUUAAUCGGCCGGGUCUUCGUUACCUACGCCGUGGUAUUGACGACGAGGGUAAUACUGCCAAUACUGUUGAGACUGAGCAGAUUCUUUCGGUUCCUGAUUGGAAUCCGUCUCGGCCUGCCUAUUCUUAUAUGCAAGUGCGAGGCUCAAUCCCGUUGUAUUUCUCUCAGUCGCCAUAUGCUUUGAAGCCGAUUCCUGUGUUGCAUCAUUCUGCGGAUACCAAUCUCCUUGCUUUGGGCAGACACUUCCGGGAGUUUAGUCGGAGGUAUGGUAAGAUCCAGGCUGUUUCCCUCAUUGACAAGCUCGCCGGUGAGCUGAAGCUGGGAGAGCAAUACGAGAGAUACACAAAAUCCUUCAAUGAAGCCGGCGGCAUUGAUGGCACUCCAGUGAACCUGGAAUGGUUCGACUUCCACCGUGAAUGCCGCGGAAUGAAGUUUGAGAACGUGUCUCGUUUGGUUGACCGUCUGAAAGACACACUGAACGAGUUCUGCUACACAAUAAUCGUCGACAACGAUAUUCUGCAGACCCAAAAGGGUAUCAUGCGAACCAACUGCAUGGACUGCCUCGACCGCACGGGCGUCGCCCAAUGCGCCUUUGGACAAUGGGCGCUCGAACACCAACUUGAAAACGAAGGCAUAGACAUCGACUUCGGCGGCGAUUCCUCAACCCAAUGGUUCAACACACUAUGGGCCGACAACGGCGACGCAAUCUCAAAGCAAUACUCCUCAACAGCUGCCCUUAAAGGCGACUACACCCGCACCCGCAAACGAGACUAUCGCGGCGCCCUCAACGACCUAGGCCUCACCCUGUCGCGCUACUACAACAACAUAGUAAACGACUUCUUCUCACAGGCCUGCAUAGACUACCUCCUAGGCAACGUCUCAACACAAGUGUUCGACGAAUUUGCCAUCCAACUCCAAACAACAGACCCAGGAAUCUCAGUCCAAAAGCUCCGCCAGAACGCCAUCGACACAAGCUGCAACAUCGUCAUCUCAAGUCCCUCAGAGGACUUCCUCGGCGGUUGGACUAUGCUCACCCCCCGCCAGCCAAAUACCCUCCGCACAUUCCCCUUCGAGGAAUCCGUCCUCCUGCUCACAGAUGCGGCAGUCUACAGCUGUCGCUUUGAUUGGGAGACUGACAAAGUCCUCUCAUUCGAACGCAUUGAUCUCCGCUCCAUUUCGCGAAUCCAUUACGGCACCUACAUCACCUCGAUCCUGACGGAUAGCCAAGCAAACGAAUCAAGCAAUGUCGGCCUCGUCAUCGUCUACAGAGACGGCGAUACAAAUGCCCUCCGUGUCAACACGCGUUCACUUCAAAGCGACGUGAACAUGUCCACACUGGAGACAACAGCCAGCGCAAAUAGCGAAUGGGAUCUUGUUUCCUGGCUGCGCGGUGUGAGGAGGGCCACGACGCGCUUCGUUGCGUUCAAGGGAUUGCCUUUAUCUACGUCUGUUGCUAGUCCGCGCCUUGGUCCGACGGCCGCUGCGGUGAAAGAGAUUGAUCGUGUGCGCUCUAUUGCGCAGGAUAUUGAGCGUGCUAUGGUUGCUGGUGAGGGGAGGACUGUUGAAGGGCAUUCGGCUGUUGAGGAGUCUGAUAUUAUUUCGUUGGCGGAUGCUAAGAAGAGAACUGGUUGGUUGGAGUAUUUGGUUUAUGAUUUGAAGAAGAUGGUUUGGGCUUGA
Messenger RNA from Penicillium antarcticum, 2898 nucleotides. RefSeq lists its product as uncharacterized. Gene Ontology annotation, biological process: phosphatidylinositol dephosphorylation. The coding region runs from base 1 to 2898 and encodes 965 amino acids. Gene Ontology annotation, cellular component: endoplasmic reticulum. NCBI's taxonomy places the organism in Eukaryota, Fungi, Ascomycota, Eurotiomycetes, Eurotiales, Aspergillaceae. The record is from RefSeq and is a predicted model, not a curated record. Gene Ontology annotation, molecular function: phosphatidylinositol-4-phosphate phosphatase activity. The transcript has 3 exons.